Fusarium proliferatum ET1 is the source of this 1011-nucleotide messenger RNA. RefSeq lists its product as uncharacterized. Lineage: Eukaryota; Fungi; Ascomycota; Sordariomycetes; Hypocreales; Nectriaceae. The record is from RefSeq and is a predicted model, not a curated record. The transcript has a single exon. Gene Ontology annotation, molecular function: protein binding. The coding region runs from base 1 to 1011 and encodes 336 amino acids.
AUGGCAAGCUCCGACGCGGCUACUAUUCUUGACAUCUGCGCGUAUCAUAGACGCGACUUUGACCUUGUACUUAUUCGAUCACGACCUCACGAAAACCAGGUUGUCCGUGAAUCCAUAGAAAGCCCCUUCGCCGCUUCACCAACAGCGAAUCUCGGAAUUCUCGAUGUUCUGCCGAAUGAGCUACUAGAGAAAAUAAUUGGAUACUUUGAUGUAUCCUCUUAUUUCCGCUUCCGCCAUGUCAGUCGGAGAGCUCGGGUCUUAGCCAACGAGCUUCAUGAAUACAGGUCCGUUGUCAAACAUGGCAUGGAAGGCUUCCGUGGCAUGCUGCGUGCGGGACUGGCGACUCAUUACACAUUUGGAGAUAUGUACCGUGCCUUGACAACUGAGACAUGCUCCUUUUGCAAAAGCUUUGGUGGUUUUCUCUAUCUGCCGACUGCUGCUCGCUGCUGUUUCGGGUGUAUUGAAAAUGCCCCUGAACUACGUGUUAUCAGCAUGUCUGCCUUGUCAAAGCUCACAAACAUUUCUGCAAAGCGCUUGGGCUUGUGUGUUGGAUAUACUCUUAGAACGGUUCCUGGAAUAUACUCUAUGGAAGAAAGACCGGCAAGACGCCCAGCUUUACUACUAGCAGAAAGAGAGGCUGCCAAGAGACUGUCAGAGCUUGGCCUCCUAAGCUCGGACGCAGCUCAUGCUUUACAGGCACGAAGCGAACAACAGAGCCAGCGCUAUAUGAUGUCUACUUCAUACCCGUGGUAUGAUCCAACCACUGGUCAAGUUGAAAAUGGUGUCAGUUGUAAGGGGUGUCAGAUUCGUCAGGAGACUCUGGCUCUGAUUAGUCGAGACCGUGACGAUGUAUUUUCUUCCAGCGGUUAUCAAUUCCAUUUUGAGACUUGCAAAGAAGCAAAAGCUUUAUUCGAAGAGAGUGCAGGCGGAACAAGGAGUGUGGUGGAACCAGAAUUCACUCGCCGCAAGGGUUAUUUCAACACAUUGGAUCGAGAUGGUCUACCAAGAUAA